Molecule: messenger RNA, 1912 nt
Organism: Cucurbita pepo subsp. pepo (vegetable marrow)
Lineage: Eukaryota; Viridiplantae; Streptophyta; Magnoliopsida; Cucurbitales; Cucurbitaceae
Gene: NIP6;1
Product: NOD26-like intrinsic protein 6;1
Biological process (GO): transmembrane transport
Cellular component (GO): membrane
Molecular function (GO): channel activity
Source: RefSeq, a predicted model, not a curated record
UGAAUGGAUGAGGGAGACAUCUCAUUUGUUAUACCUCAGAGGCACAUGUAAUGUUUUCUUACCCUUCUGAGGCACACAUGUCUUGAUUUUCUAAGACAAAAAGGCACAUGUUAGCUCAAAUAAUAUUGGUUUAUGUCUACUUUCUAUAUAGCCUUGAAUAUCAACAUGUAAUGAAAUCAUACAUUCAACGUGCACAAGUGUUUGCCACGUUACAGUUUGUCUUUUCUAAUAAUUUCGAACAUUUAAAUAAAAAAAAACCAAAUCUAAUCAUGAAAAUUCAUAGACUCAAGAACAAAAAUCAUCAUCCAAAGGAUUGUUUAGAACUAUAGCAUUCCAUCGAAUCGUUAUACCUGAUUUCAGAUCAGAUCAUAGGAAAUAAUAUCCAAGUGAUCUUAGAAGAUCCAUAUUAUUGAAGGCAACAAUGUAAUAAUGGCAUUUGAGAGAUGUACAAUGAUUAUUAAAUAUCAAAUCUGUGAUAUCAGCUCAAUUAUAACUAAACUAAUCCAAAAAAAACUUUGAAGAUGCAAAUAAAAAAAUCAAAACUAUGAUGAGAGAGGACCAAUUUAUUAACAGCCAGUGACUUAUGUUCUCUCUCUUUUUGUCUUGGGAUUCUCUUAAGUCAACCAAUUUUCUUCUAUAAAUAAUCAAUCAUUCAGCUUAGUUCACUCUCCAAAGACAAAGGGACAAACCCCAAAACCAAAUUGAAAAAAGUUUACCUUUCUUUGUUCCCACUCUUUCUUCUUCUAUCAAGCUUUCAAGUUAUGGACACAGAGGAAGUUCCUUCGCCUGUGACGCCGGGGACGCCCGGAGCCCCACUGUUUGGAGGACACAAGGGGAAUCACCAUGGAAGUGAGAAUGGUAAAAGGUCUCUUCUCAAGAGCUGCAUCUCCUUCAAUGUUAAUGAUUGGGGCACCGAAGAAGGAAGCUUAUCUAAAGUCUCACUUGCAAGGAAGGUUGGAGCGGAGUUCAUUGGCACUCUGAUGCUCAUCUUUGCUGGAACUGCCACUGCUAUCGUGAACCAAAAGAUACAAGGAACUGAAACGCUCAUUGGCCUAGCAGCCUCCACAGGCAUGGCAGUGAUGGUUGUCAUCUUAUCGACCGGCCACAUCUCCGGAGCCCAUCUGAACCCAGGCAUCACCAUUGCUUUCGCUGCACUAAAGCACUUUCCAUGGAAGCAGGUGCCGGUGUAUAUUGGAGCUCAAAUAGUAGCUUCUCUAUGUGCGUCAUUUGCAUUGAAAUGGAUAUUUGAUCCCUUUAUGGGUGGAGGAGUGACUGUUCCUUCAUGUGGAUAUUCUCAAGCUUUUGCUCUUGAGUUUAUCAUUAGCUUCAACCUCAUGUUUGUCAUUACCGCCGUUGCCACCGAUACUCGGGCUGUGGGAGAGUUGGCGGGAAUCGCGGUGGGAGCAACAGUCAUGCUCAAUGUCCUCAUCGCCGGGGAAACGACUGGAGCUUCAAUGAAUCCAGUGAGAACACUGGGGCCAGCCAUUGCUGCAAACAAUUUUAGAGCCAUAUGGAUUUACCUCACAGCUCCCAUACUAGGGACAUUAUGUGGAGCUGGAAUCUACACUGCAAUUAAGUUGCCUGACCAAGAUGGCGAUGCACGCUUGCCUUCCACUGCAAGAAGCUUUCGAAGAUGACGACAGCUCCCUCGCCCGAUCUACCUAUAUAACCUGAAAAACGUGAUGAUCAUUAGAUUGUUGAGUGAUCAUACAGAUCAUAAGAGAACAAUAAGAUGGAAAACCAAAUGAAUUAUUGGUAGUAAAUACAUGACAGAACAGCGUCGACAGACUGGGUUCAGAUAUCGGUCUUGUGUAUGAUGAUACAAAGGAUUUCCAGUUUUUAACAAUGAAAAAGAAACUCCCAAGAAUUAUCUUGUAAUCUGAAAUGAAGCAAUAGAAGUUGACUUGUAAAA